AUGCGAGGUUACUGCGCUGGGACGUUCCCAGGCCCUGCUGACCUACCAGCCUACCACCAGGACAAUUACCGCAAUGGGGUCACCAAUGGAGAUUGGUACGGGCAGACGCAGGACGGACCGUACCCACCAAUCUCUAGGUACAUGGGACCGUCUGGAUUUAACAUGCCCAGCACUGGUUGCCUGGGAUAUAUCGGGGAGGUGGCCAAAUCUACCCUCUUCCUCCAGAACACGUCCAGGCGGAAGAGGAGGGUGCUGUUCUCUCAGGCUCAGGUUUACGAGCUGGAGAAAAGGUUUGAGCUCCAGAAAUACCUGACUGCUCCUGAGCGGGAGCAUCUGGCCAAGGUCACCCACCUGACCCCCAACCAGGUGAAGAUCUGGUUCCAGAACCACCGCUACAAGAUGAAGAGGCAAGCCAAGCAGCGGGACCUGGAGCAGCCGCGUAGCCCAAUCUCAGCGCUCCACAAGACCUGCGCCAGCAGCCCCGUCACCUCCCACGCUGACUAUGGCUUUGCAGAUCCUGAGCUGGGGAAUAAAUCCCCUCCGGAGGCCCAUUACAACCUCCCCGGACUUGGGCAAGGUGGUCUCAGAGGCCAAGGCCUGGCCGUGAGCCCCAACACUACUGUAGACUGUCAGCCCAAGGCCAGCAACAGAAGCCUCAUGUUUAGCAAGUCGUGGUAG
This is a messenger RNA of Mauremys mutica (yellowpond turtle), 678 nucleotides long. Its product is annotated as thyroid transcription factor 1-like. Lineage: Eukaryota; Metazoa; Chordata; Testudines; Geoemydidae. The coding region runs from base 1 to 678 and encodes 225 amino acids. The transcript has 2 exons. Gene Ontology annotation, cellular component: nucleus. Gene Ontology annotation, biological process: cell differentiation; regulation of transcription by RNA polymerase II. Gene Ontology annotation, molecular function: RNA polymerase II cis-regulatory region sequence-specific DNA binding; DNA-binding transcription factor activity, RNA polymerase II-specific. The record is from RefSeq and is a predicted model, not a curated record.